CGUCCGUUGACGAAACCACAAACACUCAGAUCCAGGUCCUACCUAGGUAGAUAUGGUCUUGUGGGCACAAACAGUCCGUUGCCAGCAGCAAAAGCAAAUUCGCAUAUGCUGUUGAAAGUCAGGAUUGACGCGUGUUCGGUGGAACUCUGCCAUCAGCAAAGAUGACUUCAGACGCCGUGAUUACAACAUGGCAGCAGGCCUUUGAAGAGAAUCGCGUUCCGCAAAUACGUGCCAUAGAGAAGAACCUGCGCGCCCGUGCAGCGCGGAACAAAGAGAAGCUGCGAAAUACUGUCGGGGGGAGUUAUCGCGAACUGCUGGCAACUGCAGAAGCGAUUGUGUCACUGCAAGCGAAGGCAAAGGUCGCAGAAGAACACCUCGCAUCCAUAAGCCAUAACUGCCGGCCACCGCAGCAAGAUGUGUCUCCCCGACCACCUUCUGCCGACAAGGUGGCAUUGGCCCAAAUGCGACUGCUACAGCGAUGUUGCACGACCUCAGCCACGGCCUUGCGAACUCGCGACCUUCUCCAAUGCGCCCAGCUCGUUGUAAUUUCUCGCUUGUUGUUGAAGUCGCUCGGCGAUCAGCAAGAAGGGCUGAACCUGGCAUCGAGCCUGGAAUUGUUGAGAAAUAAGAUCGCCAUGCUACGACGACAACUGCUUCGACAAGUGGACUCCAAACUGGUGAACCCCGUCUCCUCACGUUCAGAUCUUGUCGAGGCUCUAUGCUCCUAUUGCUUAGUGACCAGUGUCUCGGCGGAAGACGCGCUUAGCCACUGUCGCCAGCUGAGGCUUGACAAGCUCCGGCGAUGGCUGAGUCAAUCAGCCGACCGCACCAUCAUCUGUCAGGCUCUUCGAUAUCAACUUGCGUCACUCCAGACUUUCAAGUCUGUGGCGGGUCGUCCCCUUACUGAUGCAAUGAACGGGCUUCAGAAAAGGCCUAUUUUGGACGGUCCUGCUCUCAAAGACCUCGAGACGUUGGACCUGGACAGGACUUGGCCAUUACUGCCUAAAGAGAUCAAAACUUUUGUGCCAUACUUCAAGCGAAGUGUUUCCACCCCGGACGCAACACAGGCCGCGUUGGAGACCUGGUCUCAAGAAGCGUCUCAUCUGCUGUCCGGGGCAAUGGACGGGUAUCUUUCGAGUGUGAAAGACAUGACUGCGGUUCUCGAACUCCGGAAAGAACUUUAUACCACUUUAUUGCCCUCGUACUUUUCCACUCCGGCCGGCAUGGACAUUAUUCAGGAGAUACGCUGGUCUCUGAAUCAAAGGCUGUCAGGUAUCUGCCAAGCAAAAGGCUUACAACUGACGGAGUUAACGAGACGGUUGGUUGAGGGCGUCACCACCUCUACGGCAAACAAGCCCAAGUUGCUCUGGGACGACGAGCUAGUUCAAGCAGACUUAGGCAAUACCGGUGUAUCCAGAUCCGGAUCUCGAUUCAUCAAGCAGGUCAAGAACCGCCAUGCCGGCCUCAACCUGGUGUUGGCGAAAGCAUCGAAACGAAUGGAUGCCUGGAUCUCGUCUGCGAACGCGACUCGGGAUGAAAUCAACCAGCUUCCCAAGAUCCGAUGGAGAGAUAUCAUCGAAGAGCCCGAAGAAGAAGACGAUCAAGAAGAUCAGGCUGCCGCGCUAGUCAGAGAGCUCUGUGAAACGGAUCCGGAAAGUUAUACCAAGGCACUGCGGGAGUCGCUGCACGAGGCUCUCGAAGACUAUGAGAAGAACAUGAUUCAAACUGCAUCCACCAUCAUCAACGAUGGUGAAAUCUCCAACCCCCCAUCCGAUGGCAAUAUCAACAUCAUCCAAGCAGUCACGUUGCUCCGCUCGAUACGAAUGUCACUCGCAUCACUGCAUCAAGCGUUCCCAGGCGAGAGCCAGAAGUUACUUGUCAGUCUCGACAACAUCAUAACAGACUUAAAUCGGGUCAUCGCAAACGAGGUUGCCCGCCAGUUAUCCCAGGCCCUGCAGCGCAAAAGAAGGGGCGCCACCACCAGCGGCAACGGCAACGGCAACAGCAACAGCAGCAAUAGGCCAAAACCCAAGCUAAACACUAGUGCCCCGUCACACCUGCCAGACGGCAUGCCUUCGCCCACGGCGUUCUCAACCCUCCGCACCUUGUGCAAAAUCAUGCUCGACCUCGGUGGGACUGAUUUGUGGUCUCCGCCGGCCGCGAUGAUGGUCAAGGACGCCGUCCGGCAUCAAAUCUUCGAAACUGAUGAUGCUGGGAAAACCAAAUCUCUGUAUACGGUCACGGAAUUCGACGAGGCCUAUCUAGGCGCUGCAUUGUCCGAUAACACUAACAAAGCGCCAAACCAGGUGGAGGCAGACUCGAAGGCAAUGGACACGAAAACCUCCCAAAAAGCUGCUGCUGUAGAUUAUUGGACGAGGACAAAGUUGUUGUUUGGGUUGCUUGCUUGAGGGCUUAAUACCUCAUCACUGCAUGGCUACCAGUAUCCCAGUUUUCCGAUCUGAGUUUAUCUAUGUACCUCCAAGGAAGAUUGACCAGGGGAGCUUUCGGAAGAAAUCAUCGAGAAAGGAGAGAAGAGAGCCGUUGUGAUCUCAGGACAUCUUAUAAUGCGCAUGCCUAUGACUGUUGACUGUCACGUUGAAUUAGACAUCGAUACAAAAAACAGAACCAGAUCAGAACAUCCAUUUGCUAUUUUGUGGAUGGGUAUCUCGGGCCAAUAUUAAUAUCGCAUGCAUCCAGGGAGUUUCCCAUACGUUGCCCAUGGUCACAGACUCUGGUCUUGAAACUCGAACAAGCUUAUACGCACGGCCUGUACCGGUUGAAACGCAGGAUCCUCGACCUGAUAGACAGCCAUUUGAUGGGCUUUACCUCCAUACCCUGCAUCGAACGGACAAGCUUUUGGGCCUACUGAACUUCUGUAUCCAAAUUACCCAAAGGCAGUAAACAUGCUGAGAAUGGAGGAGGAGAAGCAGGGCAGAAGGUAUCGCCGGACAAAUGCUAUCAUCGCCAUUAAUAACCACCAGGUGUGAUAUUUCCGCCAGAAGACGAUCGAGUUGCCUCGCUUUUGGUCCUUGUUUUAAAUCUCCACAUCGCCCUAGGCACACGAGCUCGGUCGAGCGACCGAGUCAUCCAUGGCUUGAUCCCCAUUCUUCCCACGAGAAAAGAUGGUACUUCUCUGCACAGAUAAACUCGGCAGAGCUAAUUCAGAACAAACACGCCCCCAAAGCAAGAGCAAAGC
Messenger RNA from Exophiala dermatitidis NIH/UT8656, 3196 nucleotides. RefSeq lists its product as uncharacterized. Gene Ontology annotation, biological process: intra-Golgi vesicle-mediated transport. Gene Ontology annotation, cellular component: COG complex; Golgi apparatus. The record is from RefSeq and is a predicted model, not a curated record. Bases 162 to 2408 code for a protein of 748 amino acids. Lineage: Eukaryota; Fungi; Ascomycota; Eurotiomycetes; Chaetothyriales; Herpotrichiellaceae. The transcript has 2 exons.